ACUUUUGCUGUCAUUGUACAGUGUUAUAUAUUGUUGCUCAAAUGUAUUAUUAUUUUCUGUCUAGCUAUAAUUUUGCUCAAAUAUUCUUCUACUUAACUCUCACUACGUAGUUGUCAGGUGCCAUGAGUGACAUUGUGUUACAUGUGUGACAUAGGGCAGGUUGUUCGGUGCAUUUGACAAAAAAACAUUGAAACUAUCCGACACCGCCAUGUAGCGCCACAGACUGCGUUGUAACUUUCAUUGUUACAGUUGAUUUAAAUUAUUGAUUGGAAAUAUUAUUUACUUGUUUACAUAUUAUUCAUUUGAUGUAUUGAUACAUGGACAAGGACAGUAAGAUAGAUGUGUAUGUAAUGAUUAAACUAUAACUACAUAAUGCAUUGCAAGAAGAGAAACAAAAUGGCUUCAAGAAGAAGGUAGAGAAUAACACGCUGAUGUAUUCAAGUUAUAGUUCCCCGUUAAUUAAUUGCCUGGACUGUAAAUGCAACAUUGUUCACGAAAGUCCCUUACAUCUUAUAUAUGGCGUUGGAGUUGUUAUUUGAGAAGCUACGUGUAGUUAUAUCAGACUGUCCUGGAGCUCACUGAUGCCCUGAUCCAGGUCUGAGAGGAGAUCCCCCAAGACACCAUCCGCAGUCUAAUCAGGAGCAUGCCCAGAUGUUGUUGGUAGUGCAUACAGGCACGUGGGGGCCAUACACACUACUGAGUCACAUUAUGAGUUGCCGUGAUGAAAUUCACACAAGUUGGAACAGCCUGGGAUUUCACAUGUUUACUUUCAUUUUCGGUAUGAGUUUAAAUCCAGCCCUCUAUCGGUUGGUGAUUAUGGUUUCCGUUGACCGCAUUGUUAAGUCAUUUUGUUCUCAACAAAUUACACAAUGUACGGUAAAGAUUUUGAUCUUUAAUAUAUUUUGCUCCCGAUGUGUGAUUUGUGUGUCCCCUUUAUUUGUUGUACUAUAAAUAGGGUUAUUUGCAGAUUAUUACAUGAUGUUUUUAUUUAUAUUUUAUGCAGCAUCCCAACUUUUUGGGAGGCUUAGUCGUCUUACUUUCAUUGAAAUCUGGAGGUAAAGCUACAUUUCUUAACUACCCUCAGCUACAUACUUUGGUCUUUAGUACAGCCCUGGUCUUACGUCACAAGAUUUUUAUUCUGCCUAUGAUUUUUUCUUUCAAUAAUAUGAACCAUUUGUGGAAGCCCUUCACAUUAUAGCUGCCAUCACACCCAUUAAAGCUCUGCCUCUGAGAAUGGUUUUAUCUUCAAAUUUGAGUAGCUUGACAGGUGUUGAGCUACAAUGGAUUGUACAGGAAUGGUGACAUUUUAUGUGCAUCGUUGGGGCAGAACCCUGGAUGCAGAAGUGGAUUUGGCCAGGCGUCUUGUCAUUAAAGGAGGCUGUAUUCAGGUGAACACAGUAGAGGAAUGUGAUUACGUCUUGGCUGUCUGCCCCAUCGUCUCACGUGCUGAGACUGAUAUUGAAGAAGCACUGAGGAAAAUACCAGGUGAUAAACAUGUCAUUCUGGUAGUGCUGCAUCACACAUACAAUAAAGAAGAGAUGGUCCCCGACAGUGGAAGAAUUGUGACCAGGAGUAAUGUAAUACUCACAGUGGACUGUCUGUUCCAUGAGAGCCAGAGAGGAUUACUGGACUGUCAUCGCAACGAUGCAGCAAUCAAAGAUAUUUGGAGAACUAUAUGUUUUCAGGCGCCGUCUCAUUUGAACUUCUGCAGCAACAAUCAUCGUUACUGGAUAUUUGGAAUUAUUUUGUUAUUUUAUGAAACGUCCUCCGUUCUCCUUGGGCAUGUGUACUGCCUCAUCUCUGCAACAUUACCGAAGCCUCCUUCUGUGUGCACAAAACACAUCAGAGACAUAUAAAG
Esox lucius (northern pike) is the source of this 1858-nucleotide messenger RNA. RefSeq lists its product as uncharacterized. The transcript has 7 exons. The coding region runs from base 1281 to 1856 and encodes 191 amino acids. The record is from RefSeq and is a predicted model, not a curated record. Lineage: Eukaryota; Metazoa; Chordata; Actinopteri; Esociformes; Esocidae.